Molecule: messenger RNA, 2130 nt
Organism: Zeugodacus cucurbitae (melon fly)
Lineage: Eukaryota; Metazoa; Arthropoda; Insecta; Diptera; Tephritidae
Gene: thoc5
Product: THO complex subunit 5
Exons: 1
Coding region: 117-2054 (645 amino acids)
Biological process (GO): mRNA export from nucleus; positive regulation of DNA-templated transcription, elongation
Cellular component (GO): THO complex part of transcription export complex
Molecular function (GO): mRNA binding
Source: RefSeq, a predicted model, not a curated record
UCCAUCUGUCAAAAAAUACAGUUUUGUUUGCGCUGUCACCGGUUGCCAAAUAAAUAAAUAAUUUACUUCACGUCGUUACAUUAAUUGUAAAAUAAAUUACUUAAUUUAAAGGCAUUAUGGCUGACUCCUUGCAUAAGAAUUUUGAAAUACUCCGCAACAUAUUCGAAGAAGUGUUGAAAAUGAAAAAUAGCUCGGGAGAACGUGACCGCGCAGAUGAAUUGACCGAGAAACGCAAAUACGCGUCAUUGCUCUUCGUGCUAAUUAAGAAAGUAAAUCGUAUGGUUAAAUAUAGUUUACGUUCCGGCCGUGAGGACUUGCAUCGUGAGAAGGUAAGUGUGGACAGCAAUCGUCUGCACUUACAAAACUUGCUGUACGAGGUUAAUCAUUUGAAGCGUGAGAUACGUUACUGCCAUAAGUUUAAAAGUCAAGAUGAAGAUAUUGAAUUGGUGCCAGAAGACGUUGAUGUGAAGUCGGAAGAUGAUAAGUCAUUGAUGCCUACAGACGUGUCACCACUGACAGGACAUGCCAAACAUUUGGCACGUCUGGAGCGUGAAUUGAAUUUGCGCAAACAGUUGUCAGCGCAAUGCAAGGAGCUGCUUAAUACCAAACAACAGGUGUUCAGAGAUAUUAUUUUGAAAACGGAGAAAUUAACAUCAUUCGCACCAUCAUUGCGCACUUUAUUGAAAGCAACACGACCACUACAAGAUGCGCUCCAGGUGCCAAUGGAUCGUGAGUGGAAGCUGCAGCAGUUGGUGCAGUUAUUGCCACAACCACUCUAUUUAGCAUAUAUGAAUUUACAUGCCCUAGAGUUGGCUAAAGAAUGCGAUGUUUGCGUUAUUGUUGUGGGUAAUGAAGAGGAUGUGCGUCAAUUGGAAAUUGCAGCACAGGCGGAGGUGAUUAAGAGUGGUGCCAGUUCGGACACGGAUGAGUUAGAUGUAGGUAGCGUUGCAAAGAAGCGUAAAACACAUGGUGGAAAUACCGAUUUGCUUGUGGAUCUAAUGCAAGAACAACGCAAACGAGUUUUACAACCACAUCCGCUUGAGUUGCGUUUUACCAUUGGUAACGGCGCGAAGAACACUGAAGAAUCGAUUGCAGUCAAAUUGCGUUAUUUUAAGCGUUUAGGUCUUGUCACUGCCGCUACGGUGGUGAGUUUGGGUGAUGCCGAACAGAAUUUAGCAGAUGCAACACUCACACAGGAUGUGCUCAAGUAUUUGCAUGAUGAGGAUGUUGGUGACACAAUACCCGUGCCAGGUGCAGAGUACGAGUUGAAGCAUAUUAAUAUGACACCGAAAGAUUGUCUAGAUUAUCUAAAAGCUAAAGAAUUUGGACGUCCAUACCGUUGGUUACAGACAAUGUGUUGCAUUGAAGUGUUCCACGAAGUUGGUGAUACAAAUACCGCUAAAACGCCAACAGAACAGCCGAAAUUGCAGAAGUUGAUACCAGAUUUAAUAAAAUCUAUACAACAACUCUGGACUUCCCGUUUGAACUUGAUUAAACAGAUACGUGCUUUAGUGCAAAAACAUAUUGAUAUGUAUCUGAAAGAGGAACGCUUACCUACAACACGUCCCGCUUGUAGUCUCGUACAAUGGACAGCACUCACUUACGAAGAGUAUGUCGCGUCAUCGCCACAUGUCGACAAAGAACUGAUCAACGGCAAUCAGCUAUUCUAUCGUGCCGUAGUCGUACGUGGUUCAGCAAAAAUGGAAUGUCUUGUCAGCAUAAGCAGCAAAUUUCCAACGGAAAGUCCGCAUUGGUUCAUUUGCAUUUAUUGGAAUGGUGAGCACAAUGCUUUGAACAGCGCGGCAGUGAAAUCGAUGGAGUUUUGGACGAAUUCAUUGACACAGUCACAAUUGCAACAUCCAUUGGCAUUAUUGGCUACACAACUUGUACGCACUAUGUACAGUUUUGACAUAUUCUUGGAGACGGAGGGACCAUUGUACAAUCCAGUUGAGUAUCACCGUGAGAAACACUACAUCAAGGCAUUCGCAAAACGUAUACGCGCAAGACCAUAUCGUUAUAUCGAAGGUGGCACUGUUAAUACAUUUAAACAAUAGAAUGUAAGAUUUUUUUGUUUAACAGUUUGUAUACACACCUAGAAUAGUAAUAAAAGAUAAAUAAACAUGAAGAAAA